Molecule: messenger RNA, 937 nt
Organism: Halichondria panicea
Lineage: Eukaryota; Metazoa; Porifera; Demospongiae; Suberitida; Halichondriidae
Exons: 4
Coding region: 142-753 (203 amino acids)
Biological process (GO): signal transduction
Molecular function (GO): protein binding
Source: RefSeq, a predicted model, not a curated record
UUUUACGAUGGAACAUUCAUUUGGAAGAUCCCUGAAGUCACUAGGAGAAGACAAGAAGCUAGAACGGAAAAAACUGCUUCUCUGGAUGGUCACUUUUUACAAACACUUCAAGUAACAUUGCCCUCCAAACUAAGGCGAGCUAUGGAAGAUGAACUGCUUAAACUUAAAGUCGAUUUGAGACAUUUGGUCGAAGACUUGAGACCAUUGGCUGCACAAUGGAGGUCAUUAGGAGUGCAUCUUGGAGUACCCUCUGAAGAGCUCGACUGCAUUGAGAGCCGAGUGGCCACUCCUGAGAACUGUUUCACUCGAAUACUUGAGCGAUUCCUCUCCACCCACGCACACACUGACUCUUAUGACAGUAGACGGUGUACGGAGAUCAUCAUUGAGGCUCUGAGAUUUAUAGCAAAGGGCAACCUCUCUAGAGAAAUUGAGAGUGGAAAAAUCAAUCUUGUGUACACAGUACGUGGCCUUUUCCAAAUUUUAGGCUGUUGCAGAGCUCAAUGGCAACAGUUUGCACUAGCACUGGACAUAAGCUCUGAUUUUAUUGACAGUCUAAAAAUUGAGCAAUGUAACGUGCGUCAGUACUUUUCAGACAUGCUGAAGUAUUGGCUGGAAAAUGGUGAGUGUUGUGUGGCUGAUUUGGUGGACGCUAUAAGGCAUCUGGAUCAUAGGAACCUUGCUAACAAGAUACAAGAAGAGUACCGUGGGAAAUGUCUGGUAGUAAACGCACAAGAUACAAGAACAUAUCUUUGAAGAUACAUGCAAGAUAAUUGAAGUCACCAUGCAGAUCACCAAAAGACUAUGUCUAUAAUUAUAUGCAAUAAUUAUAUAAUUAUAACAUCAUUAUCAUUUAUGUAUUUGAAUUUUGCAAUGUGCAGUGCCUUUAUUUUUUAUGAAUCAUGCAAAACUUAUUAAUACAAAAACUGAAUGUUCAGAU